Arachis duranensis is the source of this 618-nucleotide messenger RNA. RefSeq names its product protein FAR1-RELATED SEQUENCE 11-like. The transcript has a single exon. The record is from RefSeq and is a predicted model, not a curated record. Bases 1 to 618 code for a protein of 205 amino acids. Lineage: Eukaryota; Viridiplantae; Streptophyta; Magnoliopsida; Fabales; Fabaceae.
AUGAACAUCGAUGACAAUAAGAACUUAGAGGAGUCUAUCGAAUGUGAUGAGCUGUGUUUUGGAUAUGAUAGUAGUUCUGAUAAGGAGGAGGAAGAUCUUAUCAACAAUGAGGGUAAAUUUAGUGAAUCCAUGGAGGUAUCGAAUUGUAGCUAUAAAAUUCAAGAAGUUGAGAAGAAGUUAAAUGAAUUAAGCUAUGAUGACAUGUGGGGUAUUAAGUUUGAUACUGUUGAUCAAUGUUGUGAUUUUUAUAGAAAUUAUGCUAGAGUGCACGGUUUUGUUGCGAGGCUUGACGAAAAAGGACAAGAUUUCAAUGGAAACCUUAAUAUGCGACAGAUAAUUUGUAACAGAGAGGGUACACGUAGAAAAAAGUACUUGGAGAUGGAGAACAGGAAAAAGGAUCAUAAGCCAAUCACACGCGUAAUGUGUCAAGCAAAGAUUAGAUUUCACUAUGACUUGAUUUUACCAAAGUGGCGGGUCACCAAAUUUGAAGAGACUCACAACGAUGACCUCAUCCCACCUAAGUAUAUCCAGUUCGUUCCGGCAUAUCGAACAAUGACUGACGCUGAUAAAGCACAGGCUGAUAGUUUGCAUUUUAUGGUGUUAGAACUUGUCAUAUAA